Mus musculus (house mouse) is the source of this 3168-nucleotide messenger RNA. RefSeq names its product fascin actin-bundling protein 2 (gene Fscn2). Gene Ontology annotation, biological process: anatomical structure morphogenesis; actin filament organization. Gene Ontology annotation, cellular component: cytoskeleton; stereocilium; actin-based cell projection. NCBI's taxonomy places the organism in Eukaryota, Metazoa, Chordata, Mammalia, Rodentia, Muridae. Gene Ontology annotation, molecular function: protein-macromolecule adaptor activity; actin filament binding. Bases 1545 to 3104 code for a protein of 519 amino acids. The record is from RefSeq and is a predicted model, not a curated record. The transcript has 5 exons.
CAGGCGCGGAAUGAGGAAAGGAUGACUGGGGUCACAGCUGGAAGCAUUCCACAUCCUCCUGUUACUGUCCCUCAGGAAGGCCCUCCCGCGUGGUCACACAGUUAUGAGGAAGAAGACGCCAGUUCUGGCUCAGGCCCAGGAUGGACAGCUCUGGUUUCCUGCUUGGCUCUGGUCCCCUGAGGCAGGUGCAGGGUAAGAACUGAGCAGGACUACUGACGCUCCCUACGAUGCCUGUCAGACUCAGGAUGGACAGGGUACAGCCAGUGGUCCCAGGGAUAAGAGGUCAGGGGUCAGGUGCGGCCAGCUUCCAGCAUCUCCUAAGCUGCACCACCCAGCUCCCUCUUGGAUUUUAUGGGAGUGCUUUUAGAAGCACGGGGAAGACUGUGCCCCACACAGCCCCCCUAUAUUCAAGUCUGUAAAAGCCACAGGCCAAGCCCAUAACCCUGUGAUCUGGGCAGCAGUAAUCAGGUCUCCAAUUCCGUCAAAGGCAGUUGAAGCUAGACCACCCUGAGCUCCCUGCACAGAAGGGAAGAGCAUCAUGCCCUGAGCGAGAGUCAGCAGGGAACAUAGGAUCCCUGGCAUACCCUGCUACACAGGUGUGUCCCUGCACAUGUAGUCCUGGAUGUGAGCAUCACAUGGUUGCCUAGCAUACCAUAUGAGGCUGCUCUUUCCAAACCAAGUGGACGAGGCACACCAGGGUAUCUGUCUCAGCAUUGUCAUCCCUGCUGAGGGUCAAGGUGUCCCAGCUUAUGUGUGCCACUUAGGUCCUCCCUGCCGCCUCCCCAGCCCAUGACUCAGGGGCAGACACAGGACAGUGUCAAGCUCAGGGCCACACACAAGGAUAGGAACUGUGUGGCCAGGGGGAUAGGACAGGCUGCUGCUGCAUGCUACAGGGGGCCGUAUUGCUCCUGGCAGCAGGAAUCAGAGAUGCAGUAACUGGAUCCUGAAGAGGAUCUGGCGGGCCACUGAGGGUGGAGGGCUGCGAUCAGGUUGCCAGUCUGCUGUGAGUUUUCCACUGGGCUGCCUUUUCUACCUUGGAAAAGAGCUGGGCUGGAAGCAGGGUCUCAGGUGGGGACUGGGAAGCCCUGAAGCAAUUGGCAGUAAGAAGAGAGACUAAGAACCGUGGAAUCUACAGUUUAUAGGGCAUAGGACCCAGGCAGCCAUGGGUGAGGACAAGGAGGUGGUCAGCCUCGCUUUUGUCCUGCUGGACAUUGACUCUGGACUUGGUGCAUCCAGGAGCCACUGAAAUCCAAGCUGGGGCUAAGGCAAGUUGGCUACUGCUUCUAAGCCGGUGCACUUCUGAUCCGCCCCUCUCACCCGCCCUCGGCUGCCCGCUGGCCAUGUAAGAUCUGCCUGGGUGGCCGAGGCCACAAGACAGAGGGAGGCAGCAUUGGAGCAGGUAGCGUCCAUGUCGCUGGCUAGGCUUGGGAGCCAAGGGUCAGAUAAACAGAUCUGGGCCUCAGGGGGGGCUACAGGCCCCCUGAACAGAACACUUAGAGAGAGUUCCUUCCCAGGCCCCUGAAGCAACGUGGCUAGCCUCAAAGAUGCCAACCAACGGUCUGCACCAGGUGCUGAAGAUCCAGUUUGGCCUUGUUAACGAUGCCGACCGCUACCUGACUGCAGAGAGCUUUGGCUUCAAGGUCAACGCCUCCGCAGCCAGCCUCAAGAGGAAGCAGAUCUGGGUCCUGGAGCCUGACCCGGGGCAGGGCACUGCCGUGCUGUUCCGAAGCAGUCACCUAGGCCGCUACCUGUCAGCAGAAGAAGAUGGACGUGUGGCCUGUGAGAUGGAUCAGCCGGGCCGUGACUGCCGCUUCCUGGUCUUGCCGCAGCCUGAUGGGCGCUGGGUGCUGCAGUCAGAGCCACACGGCCGCUUCUUCGGUGGCAUUGAGGACCGACUGUCCUGCUUUGCCACGGCCAUUUCCCCGGCAGAGCUGUGGACUGUGCACCUGGCCAUCCACCCACAGGCUCAUUUGCUGAGUGUGAGCCGUCGGCGCUACGUGCACCUGUGCCUUCAGGAAGAUGAGAUGGCAGCAGACGGUGACAUGCCAUGGGGUGUGGACGCACUAGUCACCCUCAUUUUCCAGAGCAGGCGGUACUGCCUCAAGUCUUAUGACAGCCGCUACCUUCGCAGCGAUGGCCGCCUUGUCUGGGAACCUGAAGCCCAUGCCUGCUACACGCUGGAGUUCAAGGCAGGCAAGCUGGCCUUCAAGGACUGUGACGGCCGGUACCUGGCACCUGUGGGGCCUGCUGGCACACUCAAGGCUGGUCGCAACACGAGGCCCAGCAAGGAUGAACUCUUCGACCUGGAGCAAAGUCACCCACAGGUGGUGCUGGUAGCUGCCAACCGGCGCUACAUCUCUGUGAGGCAAGGAAUCAAUGUCUCAGCCAAUCAGGAUGAAGAACUGGGUCAUGAGACAUUCCUGAUGCAAAUCGACCAGGAGACAAAGAAGUGUACUUUCUAUUCCAGCACUGGGGGCUACUGGACCUUGGUCACCCAUGGGGGCAUUCAGGCCACAGCCACACAAGUCUCUGCCAACACCAUGUUUGAAAUAGAAUGGCAUGGCCGGCGGGUGGCACUUAAAGCCAGCAACGGGCGUUUUGUGUGCAUGAAGAAAAACGGGCAGCUGGCCGCCAUCAGCGACUUUGUGGGUGAGCAUUCCCUGCCUUCCACGGCCUGGAAAGAACAGAUGGGGGUGGGGAGUGGUCAGUCCACAUCACCCUCUCCUGCAGGCGAGGACGAGCUAUUUACCCUCAAGCUCAUCAAUCGACCCCUCCUGGUGCUGCGUGGCCUGGAUGGCUUUGUGUGCCACCGCCGGGGCUCCAACCAGCUGGACACCAACCGUUCCACUUACGACGUCUUCCACUUGAGCUUCAGGGAUGGCGCCUAUCAGAUUAGAGGCCGUGGAGGUGGGUUCUGGUACACAGGCAGCCAUGGAAGCGUGUGCAGCGACGGUGACUUGGCGGAAGAUUUCCUCUUUGAGUUCCGAGAGCGUGGCCGUCUGGCCAUCCGAGCCCUCAGCGGCAAGUACCUGCGUGGAGGAGCCUCAGGGCUCCUGCGUGCUGAUGCAGACCUGCCUGUGGGGGAAGCUCUCUGGGAAUACUGAGGACUCACAGGGGGUCAACCCCAGAGCCCACCGACCCAGCAUUAAACCUUUGUUGCGGAGUUGC